Molecule: messenger RNA, 817 nt
Organism: Megalopta genalis
Lineage: Eukaryota; Metazoa; Arthropoda; Insecta; Hymenoptera; Halictidae
Source: RefSeq, a predicted model, not a curated record
GGAGCUGAUCUGUGCUGCUUCGAUUUACAAUUAUUCGGACAUCUUCGAUUGGAGCAACGAGAAGGGUCCGAUUGUACAAUCUGACCGAAUCUCUAUCGAUCGAGAGAAGACUGAAUUCGCCUAUAGAUCAAUUUUGAAAAUACACGACGUGAAAAUGAACGACUCGCAGCAAUAUAAUUGUGCAGGAAAAACCGCCAAAAAUAUGUCUCGAUCUAUUGAUUAUCGUUUGGAAGUGAAAGCUGCCCGAGCGCCUAUUAUUACUGAUACGAAUUUGAAAAACGACGAUAUAAUCAUUGACGUUAACACAGAAGAUAGCAAGAAAGUGAAUCUUAAGUGCUUCGCGGUUGGUGUGCCUAAACCGAGCAUCACUUGGUUCAAGGACGGUAGGCAAUUGGUAGCUGAUAAUGAAAGGUACAGGUUUUUCAAUAACUUCCAAAAACUUGAAAUAGAAGAUCCAGUGAAACUCGACAGCGGCCAGUACGUGUGCCGAGUGCAAAAUCGUAUUGCAAAUGUAGAAGUUUAUCGACAGAUAACAAUAAAAGAAGAGAAACGAGUACCUGUAGGUCUGAUCAUUUUACUCAUCAUAUUAGCUAUAAUUGCUCGACAAUUGUGCUUUUCAAUAUCUCGCUACAUUUGUCGUAGUUCAUUUUGCGAUCAAAGAUCCCCAUAAAAAGGAUAAUGAGAAAGAUCUCCUCCCUUACGAUAACAAAUGGGAAUUUCAAAGUGAAAAAUUGGAAUUAGGUAAGCAUCGAUUAAAAAAAUUUUGUUUACAUUUUCCGUUCGAAGAAUGUUCAUUCGAUUGCUCAGUACAGUAAAU